AUGAUACAGUCGUAGUUGAGCAGCUGAAACAAUUACACGUGUUUACUAAGUUGUCUCGUGAACAAAACACUCAAUUGUAUUAAUUCUAAUAUUAGGUAUCUACAAUGGAAAGAGAAUUAAAUGAACGCGAUAGAGCAGGAGUAUCGGAUGCGGUUUUACUUGAAGAUUAUACCAAUGAAAAUUCGUUCAUUGAAAAUCUUGAAAAAAGAUUUAACGAAAAUAUAAUUUACACAUAUAUUGGUCAAGUGCUGAUAUCAGUUAAUCCUUACAAAGAACUAUCCAUCUACUCUGAAGACGAUAUUGAAGCUUAUAGGAAAAAGUAUUUUUUCGAGGUAUCUCCUCAUGUUUUCUCCAUAAGUGAUAACGCUUUUCGAUUACUGAUAGAGGAAAGCAGAAGCCAAUGUAUUUUAAUAUCAGGCGAGAGUGGAAGUGGAAAAACCGAGAACUCAAAGAAAGUGUUGCAAUAUAUUGCUGCCGCGUCAGGUCAUAUUCAAAGCGUUGAAUCUGUUAAGGAUAAACUUUUGCAAACAAAUCCGAUUCUUGAAGCUUUCGGAAAUGCCAAAACAAACAGAAAUAACAAUUCAUCGCGUUUUGGAAAGUACAUGGAUAUUAACUUCAACUGGCAAGGCAUUCCUGAUGGAGGAAACAUAUUAAACUAUCUACUGGAAAAGUCCCGUAUAAUCCAUCAAAAUGCGAAUGAGAGAAAUUUUCAUAUUUUCUAUCAACUGUUGAAUGGUGCUGAUGAUUCCCUAUUAGAAAAGCUGCACCUUAAGCGAGAUUUAAACAGCUAUACAUACUUAAGUCAUGGCGAUAAAGUCGGCAAUAUGAGCGAUAAGAAUUUAGACGAUGCUUCAAACUUUAAAAUUGUCAAUAACGCAUGGAAUACAAUGGAAAUGCCAAAAGAAGAACAAAAUUCGCUAAUUGAAAUUAUUGCAAGUGUUUUACAUCUUGGAAAUGUAACCUUUGGAGAGGAUGAACUUGCGAAAGCUACUGUUUAUGAAAAUGAACAUGUUCAUGCAAUUUCAAAUAUUCUUGGAAUAAAUCUUGAUAAACUGAAGCAUUCUUUAACACAUAGAACAAUUGAUGCAAAUGGAGAUUUGGUAACAUCACCAUUAGACCGAGACAUGAGUUUCUAUGGUCGAGAUGCAUUAGCGAAAGCAGUUUAUGCUCGACUUUUUGACUGGUUGGUCAAAAGAAUCAAUACAUCGCUUCAUACUCUAUCUUGUGAAGCUAUCAAUCACCAUGUCCUAGGUAUUCUUGAUAUCUACGGCUUUGAAGUUUUCGAAACAAACAUGUUUGAACAGCUUUGCAUCAACUUCUGCAAUGAGAAAUUACAACAGCUUUUUAUUGAACUCACUUUAAAGCAAGAGCAAGAAGAAUAUUUGAGAGAAGGAAUCGAAUGGACACCAGUAAGUUACUUUAACAAUAAAGUCAUUUGCGACUUGAUUGAAGAAAAACAUGUUGGAAUUAUUGCCUUGAUGGAUGAAGAAUGUUUGCGUCCUGGUGAUGCAACAGAUUUGACAUUCUUAGAUAAAAUGAAUGAUCGUCUUGCAUCACAUCCACAUUAUAUAUUUAACAGCUCAAGAGCUAGUCUUCAAAUCCAAAAAUUAGUAGGUCGUAAUGAGUUCCAAUUACGUCAUUAUGCUGGAGACGUUAAAUACAAUGUUGAGGGAUUCCUAGAUAAAAAUAAUGAUUUGCUUUUCAGAAAUUUGAAAGAAGCUAUGUCUCUUUCUGAUAAUAUUAUUUUGAAAGGUUUAUUCCCAUCAAGUGAAUAUUUAACAUCCAGAAAACGUCCAGAUACUGCCAUUACACAGUUCAAAAAUUCGUUGAACAAUCUAAUGGAAAUUUUGAUUUCCAAAGAGCCUUCUUACAUUCGUUGCAUUAAACCCAACGACAUCCAAGGUCCAAACAGCUUCAAUGUUGAAUUGGUACGUCAUCAAGUUAAAUACUUAGGAUUAAUGGAAAAUUUAAGAGUCCGAAGAGCUGGCUUUGCUUAUCGACGAACAUAUGAAGCAUUCUUAGAGCGCUAUAAAUGUUUGAGCAAAAAAACAUGGCCAAAUUGGAAAGGCGAUCCUAGAGUAGGUGUUCAAAUAAUUGCGGAUGAAUUAAGCUAUGGAACAAAUGAUUAUAGAAUGGGGAAGACAAAAAUAUUUAUUCGUUUGCCAAAGACAUUGUUCCAGACAGAAGAUGCAUUCCAACUCAGGAAAAAUUAUGUUGCAUCUUUGAUUCAAGCACGAUGGAAGGGAAAAUUACAGCGUAGAAAAUAUGAACAGUUGAGAGCGGCAGUUAUUAUUACACAAACAUUUUGUCGACGCUAUUUAGCUAAAAAGCGUCUAGCAGAACGUCGAGCUGCUGUUGAACGUAUUCGUUACUUUAUUAAAGGUUUUAUUACGCGCAAUCAAUCACCGAAUGAGUGUAAUGAACAUUUUGUCAAGCUUGUCAAGCAUUUAUGGUUAAUUCGUUUAUCGAAACAAUUACCCAAAAGCUUUAUGAAUCACGUUUGGCCAAAACCAGCAGCUCAUUGUGAGGAAGCAUCAGAACAUUUAAGAAAAAUGCAUUUGCUGUAUUUAGCAAAAUUAUAUCGCGAUAGAAUAUCAGCUGAAAGACGUAAAGAAUUCGAACUAAAGAUAUUAGCUGAAGAAAUUUUCAAGGGAAAGAAGAAGAAUUAUGAAAGGAGUUUACCAUAUUGGUUUGUUAAAGAUCGUGUUUCUGAUAUCCAUAAACCACAAGUUUCAUCAUUCAUCACAUCCUCCAUGCAAGGAGAAAGAGCUAUUUAUUCAACAAAUUGCAUGAAAUACGAUCGUCGAGGAUAUAAGCCACGUGACAGAGUUCUUAUAAUUGGUGAAAAGAACUUGAUCCUUUUGGAUUCAAAGACAUAUAAAGUCAAGCAUAAGAUUCCAUUUAACAAAAUUCCAAACAUUGUCGUUACUAAAGAGGGAGAUAAUCUUAUGCUUAUCAGAAUACCCGCAGAGCUGAAAAAAGAUAAAGGAGAUUUGAUUUUGGACAUUCCACAGGUCAUUGAGUGUUGCAUCUGGAUAAUAACUGCAUCAAACAAUAAGAACAUAAUUGAAAUUAUGGACAGUGCUUCAUUCUCACAUAACAUGAGAUCUGGAAAGACAGGAAUGAUUCAAGUAGAGAAAGGAACUGCAAGUAUUACCACUAUAACACGUGCCAAAUCUGGAAAUUUGCUAGUGAUUGCUGCACAGUAAAAUAAAGAUGAACAUUCAUUUAAUUUAUAUUGUUAUUUGCUUAAUAAAUUUAUAUGGUUGUUGUAUUGUAUAUUUUUG
Messenger RNA from Chironomus riparius, 3287 nucleotides. Lineage: Eukaryota; Metazoa; Arthropoda; Insecta; Diptera; Chironomidae. The record is from the annotation of a GenBank genome assembly.